Messenger RNA from Sardina pilchardus (European sardine), 618 nucleotides. Its product is annotated as guanine nucleotide-binding protein G(I)/G(S)/G(O) subunit gamma-12-like. NCBI's taxonomy places the organism in Eukaryota, Metazoa, Chordata, Actinopteri, Clupeiformes, Clupeidae. Gene Ontology annotation, cellular component: heterotrimeric G-protein complex. The coding region runs from base 171 to 389 and encodes 72 amino acids. The transcript is spliced from 2 exons. The record is from RefSeq and is a predicted model, not a curated record. Gene Ontology annotation, biological process: G protein-coupled receptor signaling pathway. Gene Ontology annotation, molecular function: G-protein beta-subunit binding.
UGUAAAAGCCUGGAAAACAGUGUACAUGCCUUGCCAUUUGUGUAUGUGUAUGUGAGUAUUUUUUGUUGCAUUUGGAGUAUUUGUGUGACCUUGGCUGCCGUGUGUGUGUGUGUGAGAGAGAGAGAGAGAGAGAGAGAGAGAGAGAGAGAGAGAGAGAGAGAGAGGGAGAGAUGGAGGGGAAGGUGUGUAGUGGGAACAACGUGCUCCAGGCGAGAAAAGCAGUGGAGCAGCUCAGAGUUGAAGCCAACAUGGACAGAGUCAAGAUCUCGGUGGCGGCGGCUCAGUUGGUGCAGUACUGCCAGGAGCACGUUCGAGCCGACCCGCUCAUCACCGGCAUGACCACCUCCGCCAACCCCUUCAAGGACAAGAAGACCUGCACACUACUCUAGACCUGUGCACCACACACACACACACACACUACUCUAGACCUGUGCACCACACACACACACACACACACACACACACACACACACUACUCUAGACCUGUAUAGUCUAGAUUUGUGUAUUCUAGACCUGAGCACUAUUUUAUACCUGUAUAGUCUAGAUUUGUGUAUUCUAGAGAGAAGAGUCUUAUCUUAGAAUGAUAGUGAAUUUAUUUAGAGAAACAUCAGACUUUGA